AAUCCAGUCCCCGAUGCCGACGUGCGAGGUGUUCAUUAACCACCGCGGGAUCGACACGAAGCGGAACGUGUCGGGCCUGCUGGGCCACUACCUCGGCGUGCUCGGCCUCCGCCCCUUCUUGGACAGCAAGAGCAUGAGGCCCGGGGACCCGUUGUUCAAGAAGAUCAGUGAGGCGAUUUGUGGGUGCAAGGUUGGGGUCGCCGUGUUCUCGCCCCGCUACUGCGAGUCGCCAUACUGCCUCCACGAGCUCGCCGCCUUGCUGGAGAACGGAAAGAGGGUGAUCCCCAUCUUUUGCGACGUGAAGCCAUCGGAGCUUCAGGUCGUGGGCGACGGGAUCUGCUCCGACAUGGACUUGCAGAGAUUUAGGGACGCUAUCGACGAAGCUAGGGACACGGUCGGACUCACUUUCGACACGUCAACGGGGGAUUGGUCGAAGCUCUUGAACGAUGCUACUGAUGCAGUGGUGAGGAAAGUGCUCGAAGUAGACGAAGAGAACGCAAGCAAGAACCCUUCUUACAUUGCACAGAAAUACCUAAAAUUUUCUUGUCUUCCCUGA
Rhodamnia argentea is the source of this 556-nucleotide messenger RNA. Its product is annotated as TIR-only protein-like. The record is from RefSeq and is a predicted model, not a curated record. Gene Ontology annotation, biological process: signal transduction. The transcript is spliced from 2 exons. NCBI's taxonomy places the organism in Eukaryota, Viridiplantae, Streptophyta, Magnoliopsida, Myrtales, Myrtaceae. The coding region runs from base 14 to 556 and encodes 180 amino acids.